This is a messenger RNA of Apis cerana (Asiatic honeybee), 6989 nucleotides long. It is a transcript of the gene Dll, whose product is annotated as homeotic protein distal-less. Gene Ontology annotation, biological process: regulation of transcription by RNA polymerase II. Gene Ontology annotation, molecular function: DNA-binding transcription factor activity, RNA polymerase II-specific; RNA polymerase II cis-regulatory region sequence-specific DNA binding. The record is from RefSeq and is a predicted model, not a curated record. Lineage: Eukaryota; Metazoa; Arthropoda; Insecta; Hymenoptera; Apidae.
UCAUUAUGUAUCAUUAUACCGGUCCGCGCCGCGCGGUGUGCACUGCAGUUACUGGGCCAGGCGCGCGUGUGUGCUUUUCUCUCUUCUUCGUCGCCGUCGUCGCCUUCUUCUUCUUCUUCUUACUUCUGUACCCUGGCCGGCGCAUCGUCGUUACCGUUUUCCACGUCGACACCACGUCGGCCGAGCCACGAUGCUCAUCGGCGUCGAAUAAUCACAGCAUACGCGCGUGUGGAAAAAGCACUUGCUGGCUGCCGCUGAACGAGAGCGAGCGUGCGCGCGCGCGCACGCCUCUGUGUCAUCGGCGACGUACAAUUAAAUCACGCAGUUCGCGCGAGUGUACUGUCACGAUAGGACCGCACAGUAUUCGGAUCAACAGAUUGCCGGUCCCCCGUCGGACGAGUUGGAGCGCAAAUUGCGAUAUCGCCGAUCUCGGGAUUUUCCAUUUCGGCCAAGUGUCCCCCCCAAUUAAGCCGGGACCUCGACCCGGUGUGGUGCGAUCGAGGCGUGAUUAACAGUGACCGGUAAUUGAAAUCGCGAUCGGAAGAAUCGAGAGCGCGAUACCCGCGCUCCGUCGCGCAGUGAAAAGAAUCGCACAUCAAUGGCCGGUUUACGCGGUCGUGGAGAACGUUACCGCGAAUCGAUGACGAGCUGACGCGUGACGAGCUCGCGCAGUGACGCACGAAACUUCCUGUGCAUGACUUUGGUGUACAUCCUUUGUCACCGUACAAACAACAACAGUUGGAUUCAGUUCCGUAAACUGCUACGCGGGUGAAGUGCUUUUUAGUGAUUUAACUGUAAUCGAUCUAACUCAAACUCUACCAAAAAAUUUCUCAAAUAAGUGUGUAUACGUGUGAACACGUGAGAGAAACAAUAUAUAUAUAUAUAUAUAUAUACAUGUAAUCAAAUCCUGUGACAAUUACAGUGACAGUUACAGCGACUGAUCUAAUCAGUUCUUCGAGUCAACGAACAAGCAUCUGUCUCUCUUAUCGCCACCAGUGGAAUCAGCCAAACCAUCCACGUGAAAAAGAAAGAAAUAAGUCGCCAAAAAAAUCGGAGAUGUCGCCUCUUCUCCUCAUCUACGAUCCAACAACGUAUCCGUGAUCCGGGCAACAAUAGUGAAGAGUCGCGAAUCGUGAAACAGAGGCCCCCAAGAUUCGGGCCCCGUACGGUGUUCGCGCGACGGCGGCGGCGACGACGUCGUCGGCGAGUUUGUCCGCGAGAACCGUAGGCUGUGGCGGCGGCAUCGACGUCGCGACUAAGGUGGAGCGUCCGGGCAGCACGACGACGCUCAACUUCACGGACCUGGGGAGCCCAUUCGGGGCGGGCGACCCCUGUCCGUCUAGUACCCCGACCCCGAACAGCAUGUCGGGUGGCGGUGGACCGUCAGGCGGAGGCGGUGGCGGCGGUGGCGGUGGUGCGGGUGCAGGAGGUGGUGGUUCCGACAUGGAACAGCAUCUUCAUCACACGGGGCUGGGCUCGGUGACACCUGGACCACCUGGGAACGGCGGCGACAGCACGACCUCGAGCACGCCCGUCUCGCAGAGUGGCAAAUCAGCGUUCAUCGAGCUGCAACACAAUAAUCUGUACAAUCCUGCCAGCCUGCGUGGCGGUUACCCAGGUGGGCACAACGUGCCCGGCGCCCAUCAGUUCUCCCAUCAAGUCGGGGCGCUAAGUCACCAAACGUCGGGACCAGGCAGCGGGAACCAGCAACACGCGGAUGCAGGAUUCCCCAGUCCUAGGUCCGCGCUGGCCGGAUAUCCGUUCGCGCCCAUGCACCAGCACAACGCUUACGGAUAUCACCUGGGAUCGUACGCGCCUCAAUGCCCCUCGCCGCCCAAGGACGGUGAGUACCCUAACUGGUGGUGCAUGUUCGCAGACCUCUCGCCAUUGGGUGACAAGGGUGGCAGUCUGGUGGACGAGCUCGGCGGUGGUGGCGGCGGUUCCUUGAGGAACGGUAAAGGAAAGAAGAUGAGGAAACCACGGACGAUUUACAGCAGCCUUCAGUUGCAACAGCUCAACAGGCGGUUCCAGAGAACGCAAUACCUCGCGUUACCGGAAAGAGCGGAGCUUGCGGCGAGUCUUGGAUUAACGCAAACGCAGGUGAAAAUCUGGUUCCAGAAUAGAAGAAGUAAAUACAAGAAGAUGAUGAAGGCGGCGCAGCAGGGCGGCGGUGGUGGCGGAGGGCAGCACGGUAGCCUUCUGGCCGGUGGAACCGCGCUACCGGGGGGACCAUCCCCUCAACCGGGUCAACCCGGAAGUCUCAUGCAAGGAGGAGGCGGAAGUUCGGUGUCGGGCAGUCCGACGACAGGCUACCUCGGCGGAAUGGGAGGCGGCGCGGGGGGUCACACCCCCGGCAGUUCGAGCCCCGGAAGCGAGAUGUCGCCUCAGCACAACGAGAGCCCGCCCGCACCCUCUUGGCCGGGCGAGAUGAAGCACCAUCCGCAUCCGCACGCGCCACCGCACACCCACCACCACCCCCACACGCCUGGCCACCAUCCACCCCCGCCGCCGCCGCCGCCGCACCACGCGGGCUACAUGCCACAGUACUCGUGGUACCAAGCGGAUCCUAAUCCCGGACUACUCACGGUGUGGCCGGCGGUUUAACGAAGAUGUCCUUCGAGCUGUGUUCAGGAGGAACUGUUUCUUCGUGGCGCCGCGGACGUGGCAGCGCCCCUGCCCCAAAGUGCGAAUACGUAUACCACCUGUCGGGAUGGAAUUCACGUUCGAUGUUAAUAAAAAAGAAAAAGAAAUAGUUUCCAUUCCUUCUAACGACAGCCGCGUGUUCAUAUCGGCCGGUUUUUGCGGCCCCUCACGUAUUGGGCCCGUCCGUCGGUUUACGAGUAAAAUCAAAUUCCUCGCGUUCGUUGAUCCGAUGUACGGAAUCGAUCGCGGUGACGUCGAGUCGAGAAACUCAAAUUCGAAAGUCGCGACGUUGGAAAAAUAUAUAUAUAUUCGCCGAGGAAUCGUCAGGAAUCACGGACGAUGUCGCAUCGCGAGUGGCGCGAUCGAUAGGCGCGCAAUUCGGGUGGAUGGAACGAUCUCGUUUCUCAUCUGUGAAAAUCGGGCGGCCGUGAAAGAUCGCGCAAACAACGGUUACGCGUGGAAUCUCCUCGGUCGGAGAUCGGAAAGCGAUCUCUCCUUGCGAUCUUCGAGAAACGCGCGCGAUACCAGAGAUUCGGGUGGCGGUCGAUCGAUCGAUCUAACGUAAUUACGGAUCUAUGGGAUUUUAACGAUCGUGGAUUUGCGGGGACAAUUUCCGACAGCUUCGUUAAAUGUCAAGAUAGCGGUCGAUCUCCGCGAAAAUGGCGGGGAGACGACGACGGGGCAAGGAUGUUCACUCGCCAGAUCGUCUCUAGAUCUGUUCGCCGCGUUCUGAAGAAAUAUAAUGCCGCGAGGAUGAGCCCCGUAUUUCCAUCGUAAAUGUCAAUCUGGUGGCUGGCGGUCGAUGACGUUAGAUCGGUCGAUCCCUCGCGACAGUUGGCCAACCGAGGCGACUGACCCACUUCGUGAUCUGGAAGCUGGAUCUCGUCGGGCGAAACGAAACGGCAAGAGCGAGAAGGGAGAGGCGGGCGGGAGAAAAGAGGACAGAAGCAGAGAGGGACGAACAGAGUGGACAGGAGAGGAGGAGGCGACGAAAGAGAGAGAAAGGGAAUUAAGGGGAAAGAGAGAAGGUUGCACAAAGUCUCUCGAGUCGCCGAGAAACGGUCGUUCCUCAAGGCGGUUGGAAGUAAUGAAAUCCUAAUGACAUUUUCGUGAGUCAAACGAUCUCGGCAAUCACGGUGGCGCGGUGUAAUCACCGGUCCCCUCCUUUCCGGAUGAAGCAACCUAACCAACCGAGGGGACCCUCCUCCGAAAAGGAGCGGAGGACACGAAGAGAUACGCGCGAUUUACCACGAAACCCGAGGCCGUGCACGGCCAGGAUGGAAAAAAUCAUUAUCCCGCUCGACGUCGCGGCGGACAGUUCUGACAAGUGCGCCGGUUCAUUAAAUUCGUGAAAAAGGAACGAGAAAAGAGAGAUAGAGAAAAAAAAGAAAAAUAAAUGGAGAGGGAGAGAGGGGGGGAGGGGAAAGAAACGAAGAAGAAAAACGAAACAUUCGUGAAAAAGAGUUCCUCGAAAAUGGGCACGGACGAAACGUGGAAACAUCUGUCAUUCGCGAUGAUCCCGUGUAAUCUUUCUCGUUUCCAACUCAACUCGUUGGGAAAAAUUCUCUUUCUUUCGAUAUCGUUUUAACCCUCUGUUCGUAAUUCUCGAAUCUAAAUAAUUUUCGAUCGUAGGAACCGAGGAAGAGAGACGAAUUUUCAAGGUUUUACGCUGUUUUUACGCCGUUCCCCGUCGGCCAUGCCGGCUCACCCUUUGCCAUCUUGCCAUCACCACGACGACGAUACCGAUGUAGCCUAGCUUUCAAAGAGACGCCACGAAACCGCAGGACGAAAAAAAAAAAAGAAAAAGAAAAAGAAAACGAAACGAUGCUUGCGGUUUGCAGGGGAAACUGGGAGGGCCGGUGUGCCCCACCGCCUGACCCAAAUCCUCGUGUCGGUGCAACAAUAAUGGUCGUCUCAUGAGAACGCGGUCUUGCACGCUCCCUUUACUUCCUGAUUCUGCCUUCUUUUUUCGCCCCCUCCGGAGAUGCCACCGUCUCGACGAUUCGCACCCGAGGAUUCGUGAAACUUCGUGAAAGCUGCGUCGAAAGAACCUCGUCUUUUUUUUCGAUUCACGAUCGAUCGAUCACCGAUUUGUUUUUAACAUGGUGUAUCGACCGGAUUCGAAACUCGUACGCGCAUAAUAUAAUUGGAAUAAUAAUAAUUUAAAAUGAUAAUUGUAAAAUCAUUUUAGAUAAUUCCGGGUAAUUGCGUGUAAUUUAUAAUAAGAUAUCGCAAAUGGAAUUAGAUUUGUUAUCCUUAAAAGCAAUUAAUCUGAUUAACUUUAUCGUAUAUUGUAUACGCUAUAUUUAAUACGGUUUUUUUUCUUCUCUUUUUUCUUUCUUUUUUUUUUUUUUUUUUUUUUUUAUUAAGAUUUUAUUCACUCGAGUGAUAUGAAUUUCAUAACAGUUGAUUAACACUAUGUUUCUUAUCGCAUUCAUUACGAAACAAAUUUGAUCCGUGUAUAUUUUUACUUGCAUUCCGAAUAUUUUAUUCAUUUAUAAAGUACAUGAAAAUUAAAAAUAUCAAUUCAUAAUUUAAUUUCAGAAAAAAGAAUUCAGUUACGUGUUACAAAUCGUAAUUUUUGUAUCUUUCGAAAUUUAAAUAAUUUAUUCGUAUUUCGAGAAUAGCUCGAAUUUUUUAAGAACGCGAGAAUUAAUUAAGUAAAUAAAAAAAUUAAAGAAACGGAAAGAUUAAUCGAAUGAAACAGAUCAACAAAGGUUCUUUCGACCGAAUUACGUUUCGUGAUUCCCCGGCAAUUCCCCGUUAGAAUAUUUCCUCGAGCGCGCUCGAGCUUUCCCAUCGUGAAACUCUCGACAUGGGAACAGAGUACAAAGCCAGUUUCACGCCGCUGGACAUCUGGAGCCAUCGCGUGUUACCUCGAAAUCCGCGAGAGAAAGAAAACGAGGCCUGGAGCCUCGUUGUAUCGGCAACGGAUCGACGAUGGAAAGGAUCCACGCGUUUUCCCUCCGUUUUUCGCCAUUUCUCCAAAAUUUUCCCAUCGUUCUCUCGCCUUGACGCACCUUGGUGACGCCCGCGACGUCAACGUCCAACGACGACGGUCACGGCGCACGCCUCGAUUCAGCUUGAUUAUCUAGACGAGAGUGAUUCCCUUCCUCGCUACGCCAAAUAAUAAGUGCCGUUAGAUCCGACCGCAACCUGAAAACGGACGGAGACACACGACGGAGGGAAACGGAGAGGAACGCGUUUAGAUUCGGUGCAAUAAUAAAAAGGAGGCGUGCGCGCGUGCGUAAUAAAUUAACACUCGAAUGUGCCCCUCGAAGUUCCUAAAAGUUGCGCGUUGAAGAGGCGAGCGCGAGUAAAAAAAAACGAGAAAAACAGCGUAAAACGAAUUCGAUUCGCGCGACGAACUGGACGAAAGUGUUUGUCUUCGAGGUGUUUAACGCGCGCGCGGGAUACCGUUAUUCGAAUUUUUUUUUUCUUUUUCUUUUUUUUUUAUCCUGCUCUCGUCGACUCCUCGAGAGCAAAAAUUAAGAGGAAAAAGGGGGGUACGCGAGGGGAGGGGAAAAAGAAGCGUGUCUCUCCCCUUUCCCCUUCCCCCUCCUCUCCUUCGUGAUUGUGUUCGCCGUUGCGAGAAGAAACGCGUAACGCGUUGCAGUUUCAGCUUUGUCACGCUUUCGUCGAGUUCGCGGGAUAAUAGAAUAGAACCGGCCGAGGACGAGCGAAACGGACUUCGACUUUUGCGAUGGAGAUGCGAACGAAGCGUUGGCGUUGGGAUGAGUGUUGCGAACAGAUAAUAUAAUGGAGCAUCGUGCGUGAAUGAGAGAGAGAGAGAGAGAGAGAGAGAGAUGCAAGGGGUUAGAAAAAGGAGGAACAAGAGAUGGAGUCCGUAGAAUUUACUAGCGUUACUAGUCCCGGUGCAAGCUGAAACGGGGGUCGGAUGUGAGCGGCGUGAACAGAUUUAUAAAAUGUUCGAUCCCCCUUUUCCCUCGUGUGCGUGUAAAUAUUGCACCGGGGCCCAACCCCCUGUUAGCACGUAAGACGUAAAUACAAAAAUUGGAGGAGGAGAAGAAGAAGAAGAAGAAAAAAAGAAGAAGAAGAAUCUGUGUAAAAUACGAUAUUGUGAUAAGAUGUGUAAAGAUAUGGGAUUAAAGAAAAAGAAAAAAAAAGAAAGAAAGAAAGAAAGAAAGAGAGAGAGAGAGAGAGAAAGAGAGGAAGCCAGAGAAUCGUCUAUAUACAUAUAGGUUAAAUAACAACACGGCAGACCCCAGUUUAUCAAUUUUAUUGAAGUACCCUUGUACGAAUAUAGAUAUUACGAGGACUAAAAUACCUUAAUUAUGAUUACUAUUGUAUAAAAUAUGAAUAAUAACUAAUUAAUUCAAUUUAAA